Molecule: messenger RNA, 2373 nt
Organism: Rangifer tarandus platyrhynchus (Svalbard reindeer)
Lineage: Eukaryota; Metazoa; Chordata; Mammalia; Artiodactyla; Cervidae
Source: the annotation of a GenBank genome assembly
AUGCCAAAUCCCUUUCCCUUCUGUCCUCUCGCCUUUGGGGCUUCCUCUUCCCUCCACACACCCCACACUGGCGAGUCUCCACCCACCUUGGGCACUUCUCCACUGGCUCCAGACAAAGCAAGCUGUUGUCUGGGAGCUAGUGACUGCAGAGGGGGCAGGAGAGUUAUUCCUCCCAGGCUGGGCCGUGCCCUCUGGGCCAGAUCUCGGGCAGCUGGAAAACACAUGGCAAGCUUGCUUAGACCCCACAAUUGGGUGCCAGGGCCAGUUGGUGAGGAGCUCCAGGUGCCAGACAAGGACGCCAAGGCCAUGGUGGGCACAGAAGACACACCUGGAGGCAAAGCCAGCCCAAAUCCUCAAAAUUUGCGGUCAAGUGUGUUCCACAGCAUCAAGUUCUUCGUCCUGUGCCACAGCCUGCUGCAGCUGGCACAGCUCAUGAUGUCCGGCUACCUCAAGAGCUCCAUCUCCACAGUGGAGAAGCGCUUCGGCCUCUCCAGUCAGACCUCAGGGCUACUGGCCGCCUUCAAUGAGGUGGGGAACACAGCCCUGAUUGUGUUUGUGAGCUAUUUCGGCAGCCGGGUACAUCGGCCCCGCCUGAUCGGGUGUGGAGCCAUCCUUGUGACCCUGGCGGGCGUACUCAUGACUGUCCCGCACUUCAUCUCAGAGCCGUACCGCUACGACCACACCAGCCCUGCAGACAUGCCACAAGACUUCAAGGCUUCCCUGUGCCUGCUCAGCACCAAGGCCCCAGCUUCAGCCUCGUCCAACAGCAGCUGCUCUAGCUACACAGAGGUUCGGCACCUGGCUGUGGUGGGGAUCAUGUUCACGGCCCAGACCCUGCUCGGCGUGGGUGGGGUGCCCAUUCAGCCCUUUGGCAUCUCCUACAUCGAUGACUUUGCCCACAACAGCAACUCGCCCCUCUACCUCGGUAUCCUGUUUGCAGUGACCAUGAUGGGGCCAGGCAUAGCCUAUGGGCUGGGCAGCCUCAUGUUGCGCUUUUACGUGGACAUUGAUCGAAUGCCAGAAGGUGGCAUCAACCUGACCUCGAAGGACCCCCGAUGGGUGGGUGCCUGGUGGCUGGGCUUCCUCAUCUCGGCUGGUGCGGUGGCCCUGGCCGCCAUCCCCUACUUCUUCUUCCCCAAGGAGAUGCCCAAGGAGAAGCAAGAGCUUCGCUUCCGGCGAAAGGGCUUGGCAGUUUCAGACCCACCUGUCAGCAAGGGUGAGGAUUCCUCUUCUGAGCAGAGCCCUGCAGAGUCCCUAGAGAAGAAAGACAACCUAGCUCAGAUGGCCCCAGACCUGACUGUGAUCCAGUUUAUCAAAGUCUUCCCCAGGGUGCUGCUGAGGACCCUGCGCCACCCCAUCUUUCUGCUGGUGGUCCUGUCCCAGGUGUGCAUGUCGUCCACGGUGGCAGGCAUGGCCACCUUCCUGCCCAAGUUCCUGGAACGCCAGUUCUCCAUCACAGCAUCCUACGCCAACCUGCUCAUAGGCUGCCUCACCAUCCCGCUGGCCAUCGUGGGCAUCGUGGUCGGGGGCAUCCUGGUCAAGCGCCUCCGCCUGGGCCCCAUGCACUGUGGCAGCCUUUGCCUGCUGGGGGCGCUGUGCUGCCUGAUCCUCAGCACGCCCCUCUUCUUCAUGGGCUGCUCUUCCCAUCAGAUUGCAGGCAUCAGCCACCAGCCUGGCACCCAGCCUGGCCUAGAGCUAUUUCCAGGCUGCAUGGAGUCCUGUUCCUGCCCCUCAGACGACUUUAACCCUGUCUGUGACUCCAGCACUCGUGUGGAGUACAUCACGCCCUGCCAUGCAGGCUGCACAAGCCGGGUAGUGCAGGAGGUUCCAGACAAGAGCCAGGUCUUCUACACCAACUGCAGCUGCGUGGCGGGGGGCGGCCCCGUGCCAGCUGGAUCCUGCGACUCAGCCUGCAGCCACCUGGUGCUUCCCUUCAUGAUCCUGAUCAGCCUGGGUGCCGCGCUGGCCAGUGUCACCCACACACCCUCCUUCAUGCUCAUCCUAAGGGGAGUGAAGAAAGAAGACAAGACUCUGGCUGUGGGGAUCCAGUUCAUGCUCAUGAGAGUUUUGGCCUGGAUGCCCAGCCCCGUGAUCCACGGCAGUGCCAUCGACACCACCUGUGUGUACUGGGCCCAGAGCUGUGGGCGUCAGGCUGUCUGCCGCUACUAUGACCACGACCUCCUUCGAAACCGGUUCAUCGGCCUCCAGUUCUUCUUCAAGAUAGGCUCCCUGGCCUGCUUUGCCUUGAUUUUGGCCAUCCUAAGGCAGCAGGACAAAGAGGAAAGGACCAAGGCGACCAUACCAAACCCUGGCCUGCAGCAGCAGCUGUUAGCAUCAGAGGCAAAGAAGGAGCCUGAGGAAUCCAGAGUGUGA